AUGAAUGCCCCAGACCUCCGCGAUCAGGGCACCGGAUCAUCUGAUCAGCACAAAUACGGUCGGUCAUCGUCAUCUGGUGGGCAUUUCGGCCAUUCCAGCCCUACCGACUGGCCUGCAGCUACACCGUACAGCCGCGGCGUCUUCAAACCCCGUCAAACGGAAGGUGAGGAGCUGAAGAAAGUCCUUACCCUUUUACCCCUACCUCUACCCCUCCCAUCAGCGAUUGCGAUAUCCUUGGCGUCUCCUUCUCGAAUCCCUAUCGACGGGGAAUUUGAAGCCUCAGCCAUGUAUUGGACUAUCAAGAUAUGCGGGGGUGGAGAUGGUUAG
Messenger RNA from Penicillium manginii, 327 nucleotides. RefSeq lists its product as uncharacterized. Bases 1 to 327 code for a protein of 108 amino acids. The transcript is spliced from 3 exons. NCBI's taxonomy places the organism in Eukaryota, Fungi, Ascomycota, Eurotiomycetes, Eurotiales, Aspergillaceae. The record is from RefSeq and is a predicted model, not a curated record.